AAGAACAACCCGUGUAAAAAACAUUAACAUCCGGCGGCAUCAUCACCUCUGAGAACGUUUAGCUAGCUAGUUGUGGCUCGUAUUUUAUAUUUGUUCGUUUCACACAGCGACAAAAAUGCCAACACUGUGUUCAGCAUACAACUGCAAAAAUCGCGGUCCCAAAGCUGAUGUAGGAUUUUUUAGUUUCCCCAAAAAUGACCCUGAAAGACGCAAGCGAUGGAUUAUUAAUAUGAAGUGGAAAGACUGGAAUCCGCAACACCACCACCGCGUGUGCUCCAUUCACUUUGAAGACAAGUACAUUUGCCGGAUGGACAAACGUCAACGUCUCACGCCAGACGCAGUCCCGACCAUUUUUGACUUCCCAGAGAACUUUCAAAAGAAGAAGGCAUCCAUCCACCCACAGAGUAGAAGAGCCAGGAGUGAUGGGUUGCCAGAGAAGUAUACUGCUGCCCCUGCUGUUACAGUGGCUGAACCGGUCACAGCACCAAGCCCCACCAUCACAUCAGAGACAAGCAAGCUGGCUAAAGACAAUACUAAAGCUCCAGAAAAAGUUACCUCUUCAAGUUGGUAUAUCCAUGUAGAUGAAGAAAUCCAAAUGGCUGAAUCCCUCCCAGGUUUCUUCCACAGUGAUUACUGUCUACCACACAGUAUUCGCUGGGGAUUCAAAGAUGAUGUUGCCCCGAAGGUGGCAUGUGAGAACCUGGAGUUCCAACUUCCACCCCUCAAGCACAUAAUAGAGAUCACAGAGGCAUGGGAGUGGCUGGGUAUGGACAUUAGAGGGCCACUGCCCCUAACACCGAACGGACACCAGUACGUUCUGACCUUGACAGACUUCUACUCCAAAUGGGUGGAGGCCUUCCCCCUGAGAGGUUGUAGCUCUACUGAGGUAGCACAGCAUGUAGCUGAAGUCAUCUCUCACUUUGGCUUCCCUUUUGGAAUCCUUGUUCGACUGAAGAGGAAGUUUACCAGUAAGAUCAACCUUGCCUUAAACAGUCAUCUGAAGCUGAGGGGGUUCUCUCUCUUAUACCGUCAUCGGCAAGUUGGAUCACUGGAUCUGGCCACACAGACCCUGAUCAGCAGGAUGGUGUCUGAUCUUGUGAAGGACCAUCCAGACAACUGGGAUGUCUGCCUUCCUGCAAAGGUGUUCAGCCUGUGUUUUAAGGAGCACCCCAAGACCAAGCAGAGACCUUUCUUUCUGCUGUGCUGCAAAGGACCACAGCCGGUCACCACCCCCAGGGAUCUGUCUUUCAGUCCUGCAGAGCUCAGAGAGAGUUCCUUUGCAAUUCAGUCAAAUCAAGAGGGUGGGCAUGACACUGAUCCGCAAGACAUGGUUGGCAUUGAAUCUGGAAAGGAAACAGCUGGAAAGAGCACUGUUACAAGGGUCUCCUUUUUAAGGAGCAACAUCGAGAGUAACAACAACACUGACGGUAACACAUAUGGUCACCCGGACAGUCGCACGGACGGUCACCCGCACAGUCGCACGGACGGUCACCCGGACAGUCGCACGGACGGUCACCCGGACAGUCGCACGGACGGUCACCCGGACAGUCGCACGGACGGUCACCCGGACAGUCGCACGGACGGUCACCCGGACGGUAGCACGGACGGUCACCCGGACGGUAGCACGGACGGUCACCCGGACGGUAGCACGGACGGUCACCCGGACGGUAGCACGGACGGUCACCCGGACGGUCACCCGGACGGUAGCACGGCCGGUCACCCGGACGGUAGCACGGCCGGUCACCCCGACGGUAGCACGGCCGGUCACCCCGACGGUAGCACGGCCGGUCACCCCGACGGUAGCACGGCCGGUCACCCCGACGGUAGCACGGCCGGUCACCCCGACGGUAGCACGGCCGGUCACCCCGACGGUAGCACGGACGGUCACCCCGACGGUAGCACGGACGGUCACCCCGACGGUAACCCCCAACAGUAACACGGACGGUAACCCCGACGGUAGCACGGACGGUAACACGGGCGGUAACCCCAACAACAACCGUAACACCAACAGUGAGCGAUCCUCUGAAGAACAUCAUGCCAUGGAAAACUGAAUAAUUGAUUGGAUGAGCGCUCUAUCGGGGUGUAGUUUUUAUUUUAUAAUUUUCAUUAGAAACACUUGUGUUUUAUGGUUGUGUUUGGCUGGUGUACUGGGUCAUGAUUGUUACACAGGAGGAUGAUAGUAGGAGUUUAUGAACCAACUGGAUCAAUUCAAAACAUCAUGCAUAGCAGCAUAGAUGAUGGAAUAGUGAUAAGCUUAUCCUAAAAGCAAUUUCUUUAUUUUACUGUAAACUUUUUUUUUCUUGCAGUAAAUGAAUUCAAACAUGCGUUAUUAUAGUAUAGACAUUUUCACCUUACAUUAUUGUAGCAUAUACUGUAGAUAUUUUCACCUUACCUGAUCUUGGAAAAAUCCACUUAAAUCUCCUCCAACUGGUAAUUAGUAUUAGGAAACUUAUCUAUCAUCCCUGAGCUCUGACUUCUCCCCCAUGCUGACCUCUGACGUCACAUACUAAGGAAAUUACUUCCAUAACAGCAUUUUCGGCAGUUAAAUGCAACAAAAUAUUAUUUAUAAAAAGCAAUCUUGUUAUUGUUUUUGAACACUUAUUUGUUUACAAUCAUGAUAGCUGUACUUUGUUUAAGGUUGACAGUUUGUUGGCCAUUAGCCAAUCGGUGAGUUCAAAGCUUGUGAAUGUAUCUAACUGGUAUUUACGACUUCACAACUGGUAAAUAAUACCUUCCCCAAUUGAAUAUGAACGCAGGAUUAUUGAAGGAAUGUUUUUUUAUGCCUUGAAUAAGAGACUGAACAAUCAAAAAAAUGCAUUUGUUUAUACAAAGAUACUUACAUUAUGAAGCAUGCAUUUAUUAUGCGUCCCUUGAUUGUAGAGCAUGCCCAAUUUGUAAGUCGCUCUGGAUAAGAGCGUCUGCUAAAUGACUUAAAUGUAAAUGUAAUGCCGGUGUUGGAGUUUAACAAAAUGUACAAUUAUGAAAUAUUCUCAAAACAAAGCUCGAGUUUUCACUUCACUGCACAGGCAGCCAUUCGGACAGCUGGGGUGUAUUCAGUCCGCCGAUUCUGUUGCAAAGCGUUUUUUAAAUUAAACUGAAUUUACCUCCAUUU
Messenger RNA from Salvelinus fontinalis (brook trout), 3112 nucleotides. RefSeq lists its product as uncharacterized. Gene Ontology annotation, molecular function: sequence-specific DNA binding. NCBI's taxonomy places the organism in Eukaryota, Metazoa, Chordata, Actinopteri, Salmoniformes, Salmonidae. The coding region runs from base 116 to 1936 and encodes 606 amino acids. The record is from RefSeq and is a predicted model, not a curated record. The transcript has 12 exons.